Molecule: messenger RNA, 724 nt
Organism: Penaeus vannamei (Pacific white shrimp)
Lineage: Eukaryota; Metazoa; Arthropoda; Malacostraca; Decapoda; Penaeidae
Source: RefSeq, a predicted model, not a curated record
CAACGUCAACCCCUUUGACGACACCCUCACCCUCGUGUACCCCAACGGGCGGGUCCUCCACGCCCCUCCAGCGAAACUUCACACCUCCUGCGUCGCCGACCUCACCUACUGGCCCCACGACACCCACAACUGCUCGGUGGUCCUGGGGUCCUGGGUACACCACGGCUACACCAUCGACUUCAGACUCCUGGAGAAGGAACCGAAGGUCGACAUAUCGCAGCGACUGACAGCUGACGGGCGCAACAUAACCCGCGGCGAAUGGGACCUGGUGUCAGCCUCCUUGACUCGUAAGGAAAACAACUAUGAGUGCUGUCCUGAGCCUUAUGUCUCCAUCUGGCUGACACUCACAUUGCAACAUUAUGCACCAGCUUUCUUCUGGACCGUCAAGUUACCAGCUGUGGGUCUGAGUCUCCUCGCCCUGGUGCUGUUCCUCCUCCCUCCUGCCGCAGGAGAGAAGAUCACCCUCGGAGGAUUCUGCCUCGUCCUCGACCUCAUCUUCAUCGCUUACACCUCUAACACGGUCGCGCACUCACCGUCGCACACGCCCCUUAUCGUGGAGAUGGUUGUCGCAACAGCUGAUCUUGGUGAUCGUGUGCGUGGUGACGUCAGUGCUGGUGCUCCGAAUGGCCCACGACCCCCACAGUGCCGGCGUGCCCUUGGUCAUGAGAAGACCCCUCGCCAAGCUCGCUCCGCUUCUGUGUCUCAGCAAUUAUAAUAACUUGGU